Trichoderma asperellum CBS 433.97 is the source of this 864-nucleotide messenger RNA. RefSeq lists its product as uncharacterized. The record is from RefSeq and is a predicted model, not a curated record. Lineage: Eukaryota; Fungi; Ascomycota; Sordariomycetes; Hypocreales; Hypocreaceae. Gene Ontology annotation, cellular component: cytosol. Gene Ontology annotation, biological process: formaldehyde catabolic process. Gene Ontology annotation, molecular function: S-formylglutathione hydrolase activity.
AUGGGUGGCUUCACCACUAACGCCACAAUCAAGUCCUUUGGCGGGCGCUUCCUCAAGUUGUCGCACAGAGCCUUCCAAACCCGCUCGAACCAGAACUUCACUCUCUUCAUUCCGCCCGGUGCGUCCGUCGAGAACCCCGCCCCCCUCCUCGUCUAUCUGUCAGGCUUGACCUGCAGUCCCGACAACGUCACUGAGAAGGGCUUCCUGCAUGCCCACGCCGCGCCGCUUGGCCUCGCCCUGCUCUACCUGGACACCUCGCCGCGCGGCACCAACCUCCCGGGCGAGCACGACGCUGACGACUUUGGCAGCGGGGCAUCGUUCUACAUUAACUCCACACAGCAGCCUUGGGCGAAUCAUUACAGGAUGGAGGCAUAUAUCACCAGGGAGCUGCCGGCGCUGCUGGCCGAGUAUAUCAAGGAGCUAGAUAUGUCCCGUGUGUCUAUCGCCGGCCACUCGAUGGGCGGUCACGGUGCGCUCACUUUGUAUCUGAAGUAUCCGGGAAGGUAUAAGAGCGUCAGCGCCUGGGCCCCCAUCGCAAACCCGUCCAUCUGCCCAUUGGGCCAGAAGGCCUUUGAAGGUUACCUUGGCGAGGACCGUGAGGUGUGGAAGAAGCAUGACGCUACGGAGCUGGUCAAGAGCUGGAAGGGUGGGUCGCUGAACUGCCUGAUCGACGUGGGCACGGAUGACAACUUCUAUAAGCAGGGCCAGCUGCUUCCGGAGAACUUUGAAACGGCUGUUAAGGAGGCUGACCUAGAGGGACUCGAGCUUCGUUACCAGGAUGGCUACGAUCACUCCUACUUCUUCAUCUCCACCUUCGGCGCCGACCACGUCAAGCAUGCCGCCAAAGCCCUAGGUCUAAUUUGA